Messenger RNA from Sorghum bicolor (sorghum), 2075 nucleotides. Its product is annotated as xyloglucan galactosyltransferase KATAMARI1 homolog. Lineage: Eukaryota; Viridiplantae; Streptophyta; Magnoliopsida; Poales; Poaceae. The coding region runs from base 200 to 1789 and encodes 529 amino acids. Gene Ontology annotation, molecular function: glycosyltransferase activity. The record is from RefSeq and is a predicted model, not a curated record. The transcript is spliced from 2 exons.
CGCUCCAGUGUCCAUUGUCAACGUACGCUGUCCCUCCCAAAGCGAGGGGCUCUGCCCUAGAAGAUCGAUCGAGUGAUGGACCAGUGUCGUUGGUAAUCCCGUCCAAUGCCUAACUUCAGAGCACAGUAGUGUGGACGAUCGUUUCGUCGGGAAGACAGUGCAUUGUAGACUUGUAGUUCAUCGCUCCACAUACUCAACCAUGAAACUGAGCGUAGCCAACUCGAUCGUACAACUGCUGGUCAAAUCUGGACGGAAAUCCGGCGGCAAUGCUCGAUCGCGCCGGGCCGUCGAAAUGAAGGGAAUCGAGAUCAAGGCGGCGGCGAACGUAUUGCCGCCGCCGAGAAUCCUCGCCGCCCUCGCCUUGGCAGCAUGGACCUUCUUCCUCUACGUGCAUUUCUCCAUGAUCAGCGGCACGGUGGAGGUGAACAACGUGGAAGGCCUCGCCGACCCGUGCCGGGGACGGUACAUCUACAUGCACGACCUGCCGCCGCGUUUCAACGCCGACAUCAUCCGCAACGACUGUCGCAACACUGAGGGCCACUGGGGCGACAUCUGCGCCUCCCUGAGCAACGGCGGCCUCGGCCGUCCGCUCGCCGACGACGGCGGUGUCAUCACGGGCGGCGCCGGGUGGUACAGCACGCACCAGUUCGCGCUGGACAUCAUCUUCCACAACCGGAUGAAGCAGUACGAGUGCCUGACCAACCACCCCGCCGUGGCGUCCGCCGUGUUCGUCCCGUUCUACGCCGGCUUCGACUUCGCCCGCUACCACUGGGGCUACGACAACGCCACCAGGGACGCCGCGUCGGUGGACCUGACAAGGUGGCUCAUGGCACGGCCACAGUGGCAGCGCAUGGGCGGGCGCGACCACUUCCUCGUCGCCGGGCGAACUGGGUGGGACUUCCGGAGGAUCAGCAACCUCGGCGCGGACUGGGGCAACGACCUCCUCGUCAUUCCGGGAGCCCGGAACAUGUCCGUCCUCGUGCUGGAGUCCACGCUGAAACGCGGCACCGACUUCUCCGUGCCGUACCCGACCUACUUCCACCCCAGGUCGGACGCCGACGUGCUCCGGUGGCAGGACCGGGUGCGCCGCCGGCGCCGGACGUGGCUCAUGGCGUUCGUGGGCGCGCCGCGGCCGGACGUUCAGAUGAGCAUCCGGGUCCGGGAUCACGUCAUCGCGCAGUGCAAGGCGUCCGGCGCCUGCGCCAUGCUGAGCUGCGCGCGCACACCCAGCAGCACGCAGUGCCACACCCCCGCCAACAUCAUGCGGCUGUUCCAGAAGGCCGUCUUCUGCCUGCAGCCGCCGGGCGACUCCCCCACGCGACGGUCGGUGUUCGACUCGAUGGUGGCCGGCUGCAUUCCGGUGUUCUUCCACACGGGGUCGGCGUACAAGCAGUACCCGUGGCAUCUCCCCAAGGACGACCACCUCAAGUACUCCGUGUACAUCCCGACCGCGGACGUGAGGCGGCGCAACGUGAGCAUCGAGGCCGUGCUCCGGGCGAUCCCUCCGGCCACGGUGGUGCGGAUGCAACAGGAGGUGAUCAGGCUCAUCCCGAGUUUGUUGUACGCUGACCCCAGGUCCAAGCUGGAGACUGUCAAGGAUGCGGUUGACGUCGCCGUCGAUGGGAUCCUCGACACGGUGGCGCGGAUCAAGAACGGCGAGGAUGUCAACUGUGGCGGUCCAGUUGACAAGGAUCCGCCGAACCUUUUCGCCUCGACGGCAUCAAGGUUCUUUUCUGGAGGGAUAUGGCAAGCAGCUCGCUAUGUUUCAUUGUGGCAGUCAGGCAUCUGAGUAAGCUGAUCAUAUGUGUCUGAAAAGUCAUACAACGUUGUUCGCUGAUUUAUUGUAAGAUAAAAAAACUACUAAGUAGUUGAUAGAUAAGCUUAAGCAAAUAGACUAAUAUUCGAAUUUCGAAGAGUAAAAUUUGGUUGCGGUCAUUGAACUUGGUAAAGCGUAAUCAUGCAAAAGGUUUACGCGUGCUUGUAUUAAGUUAGAGAAAAAAAUUUGAUACAAUACGUCUUCUAACGUCUUGGGGCGCCAUUAAAUAUUUACAUAGAAGCUCAUACCCUGUCUAAUA